Messenger RNA from Hydatigera taeniaeformis, 309 nucleotides. NCBI's taxonomy places the organism in Eukaryota, Metazoa, Platyhelminthes, Cestoda, Cyclophyllidea, Taeniidae. The record is from the annotation of a GenBank genome assembly.
AUGCAUUCCGUAUCUACGAUUUUGGGGCUUCUUCUCUUCCUCAACCUCACAUCUCACACCACUCUUAGCGUCGUUGUGAUGGAUGACAAGAUAGCCUCUAGCGCAGAGGAGGACGUGGAAGCAGUCGAGGAUGUGGACGAAAGCGAGGUUAUCGAUGAAGGCGAUGCGAUGGAUGUUGUCCUCAUGCCGGUCAAAUGGCGUCGCAUUUCGAAGCCUAGUUGCGAAUAUCGUAAGCAUCGGCCCACAAAGAUAAGGCCUCUACCACCCCCAACUCACAGUCAUCGUAGAAGACCGCGUUCGCCUGCCUGA